AUGUCAAAGCCCAAGGUGUUAGUUUGUGCUCACCCGGAAUACGGUCUGAUUUGGGCAAAAGAUGAAAUCGUUUCUUUACUUGGACCCAUAGCGGAGUUAGUUCCAUUCACCUCCAAAUCAAGAGAAGAAUUUUAUGCCGAUUGUAAAACCAAAUACGACGGUGUGGUAGGUAUUUACCGACAUUCCGAUUCUGCUUUAGCUAUUGGGGUUUUCGAUAAAGAUUUGAUUGAACAUUUACCAAGUUCUGUGAAAUACGUUUGUCAUAAUGGUGCGGGAUAUGAUCAGGUCGACGUAGCAGCCUGUAGCGCUCGUGGAAUUCAAGUUUCUCACACCCCCGGAGCGGUAGACGAUGCGACAGCUACCAACGCCGCAUUCCUUAUCAUCUCCGCUUUGCGACAAUUCUCUUAUGGUGAGAAGAUGGCUAGGUCGGGGUUAUGGAAAGGACCAAAAUGGACUCCGGCUAGUGAUCCCGAAGGUAGGGUUUUGGGAAUUAUCGGGAUGGGGGGGAUUGGCAAGGCCUUAGCACGUCGAAUGCUCGGAUUCAACAUGAAGAUCAUCUAUUACAAUCGCUCUCCCUAUUCACCAGCUCCCGAUUUCCCUUGCACAUACAUCGAUAACAUGAACAAUCUACUCGCUCAAUCCGAUGUCGUUUCACUCAACUUACCUCUAAACGCCAAUACAAAAGGAAGUUUUGGUAAAGCUCAAUUUGAUAAGAUGAAAGAUGGUGCUUGUUUGGUCAAUACGGCUAGAGGUGCAGUGGUUGUGGAAGAGGAUUUGAUCGCUGCUUUGGAGAGCGGAAAGCUCGCUUGCGCAGGUCUUGACGUUUAUCCAGAGGAACCGAAGAUUAACCCAAUUUUACAGAAAAUGGACCAAAUAACCAUUUUGCCUCAUUUAGGUACUGAAACUCGUGAUACGCAAAAGAAAAUGGAAGUUCAAGUGGUAUAUAAUUUGAUUUCCGCUUUGACGGGUAAAGGUUUGAUAAACCUUGUUAAAGAACAACGAGUUUGAUCGUCUUACCACGCUUUCUCUCUGUGAUCAAGUUCAUUUGUGUAGAGAAACAUGCAUCUAUCUGUUUG
Tremella mesenterica DSM 1558 is the source of this 1076-nucleotide messenger RNA. RefSeq lists its product as uncharacterized. The record is from RefSeq and is a predicted model, not a curated record. Gene Ontology annotation, cellular component: cytosol. Bases 1 to 1008 code for a protein of 335 amino acids. Gene Ontology annotation, molecular function: hydroxypyruvate reductase [NAD(P)H] activity; glyoxylate reductase (NADPH) activity; NAD binding. The transcript has 7 exons. Lineage: Eukaryota; Fungi; Basidiomycota; Tremellomycetes; Tremellales; Tremellaceae.